AUGGCAACCGGAAAUGUUCUUGAGAAUUGUGUGCGAAAUUUCGGGAAUCGCAUACUAUCGCGCUGGAGCGAUGAUGAUUCAGGCAGUGGUAAUGCGCUGGAUGACAACAAAAAUGGUGUCGAUGGGGUCAAUGUGACUAAUGAUGCCACUAAAUUCUCCGUCUCUGUGGAUGUUUCGCCUUUCAAACCUGAUGAACUACGGGUCCAUAUUAAUGGACGGGAGCUGAUCAUCGAAGGAAAUCAAGAGAAACAAAGCGACAACGGUUACAUUCAGAGGUGGAGGAGCUUAAUCAACGUUACUCUGUUACAAAGUUGCGCUCAUGCCUGA
This is a messenger RNA of Cooperia oncophora, 327 nucleotides long. Lineage: Eukaryota; Metazoa; Nematoda; Chromadorea; Rhabditida; Trichostrongylidae. The record is from the annotation of a GenBank genome assembly.